Molecule: messenger RNA, 2602 nt
Organism: Drosophila eugracilis
Lineage: Eukaryota; Metazoa; Arthropoda; Insecta; Diptera; Drosophilidae
Exons: 2
Coding region: 124-2508 (794 amino acids)
Source: RefSeq, a predicted model, not a curated record
AACUAAAGGAAAUGUAAGAACACAUGUCAAUCUGAGUUUCAAUAUUGUUUGGCAUUUGUACUCAAAGUUGAAAAAUUAAAAAAAUAAAUAAAGUAUUUUAAGAAUAAUAUUUUUUAUAACAAAAUGGCGCUCAGAGCAAUCGAGUUCAGGAACCGCAACAGCAUUAUCGAUCCGAAAAACCCUUAUGAAACAUCUGCAAAACGUAGUCAAUCAGCUGAAAACCCCAGAGGAACGGCAGGGUCAAGUUCUCCGAAGAACUCUAUUCGGAUUCGUAGAUUGGCCAAACGCAAAUGCAAGAUCCUUGAUCUAUUGUGUGCAGCUUAUAAAGAUCGAAGAGAAAAUCUUAAGCAGCUAAAUGAACUAAUCAAACGAAGGAAGCGCGAAAGGAAAAGGCACUCAAACAGGCGAAAGAGGCGACACUUUCAUAAGCUAUUAAAACAAAUAGAGUUAACUAUAGUCAAAGACCUGACGCUGAAUCAAAGUUCUUUGAGCAUAACAAAAAGUAAGCGAUUUUACCUCAAAAAUGAACUGGAAAAAAUCAAGAAUCUUGCCAAAAAGUCACCCUAUUCAUGGAAGCACUUGAAGACUUAUAUAAGAAACAUAGAAAAUACAUUUUCUGGACUUCUACCUUUCGAGAAAGCCCUACAAAGAAGUCCUAUGCAGACAGACACGAACUCAUUAUUCUCAGUCUAUCAGAGUAUUUCAAAACAUAAUCCUACUUGUAUUAGAAGCAUUCCACCUACUUCUCACAUCAUCCAGGGACCAUAUAGUAUCCCCAAAACCUUUGAAAAUGAUGACAACAUAAAAUAUAGUACGCACUCAUUAAUAAAGGAAAGGAGUAAAAAGGUUUCAAAAAUAUCACUAAAAGCCUUUGAGGAAAAAGAAACACGGAACUUAAGAUUAUCGAUGUUGAGAGAAGCUUUAAGGAAGGACUGUCGCAUGAUAUGUCGCCUCGAAGAAUCUCUAAUCUCGAUAAUAAAUAAAAUCCAAGGAAAUCAAUUUAAAUGGAAAUUUUUUAGAAAGACUCUUAACAAUAGUUAUAGAAGUCGCAGUCGAAGUCGCAAACGAAGUCGCAGUAAAGUCAGAAAUCAAAACCGCAUUAGAAGUAGCAGUAACAGUCCCAGCGAAAUCCGCGGCCACACUAGAGCGCGAAGUCAAAGUAAAAAUCGAAGAAAAAAUACGAGACUAAUUAAAGUUCGCCAUCAAAAUCGCAGCCAAUCCCACAACCAUAAAAGUAAUAUUCAAGAUCGUAAAGAAAAUAUUCAAGAUCGUAAAGAAAGUAAGAGAAUUCAAAGUGAAGAAAGUAGUCACAUUGUCCAGAAAAAACCCAAAAAAAUAAGUAAAAUACACAAAUAUAAAAGUCACAGAAAGAAAAACAUAGAUGGAGACCUUUUUCAAAAAUCAUCGAGUCACGAGAUGAGCAAAUCUCUGGAAAAGAUCAAUUUGUUGAGAGAAAGAGAAUCCAGAACCGUGGUCUUACCAAUAAACCCUCGAGGCAUAUUAAGAAAAUCCACGGACUCUUUAGACUCAAACAGAAUUGGUAAAAUGGGAGUUACUCAGCGAAAAGGAUCUGCCUCGAAUGAUAAAAUUUCUUGGGAACACCUUAUGGUGAAGAAAGGAAUGGUAGGACUUGAACCAAGCAUUGAGUUCUCUGACCACAUUAACGAAGAUGAGGAGGUCGAUGAAGAGCAAGAUGAAGUAUCCCCUGAACUGGGAGCUGGCGAUGGUCUACAAUCAAGUCAGUCAGAAAAAACUAAAUGGUUGCCAUCUCAUAGGAAUUCCGUACCCCUUCCGUUCCUUAAGGAUCUUGAGUCUGGGGUUCACGAUAGCGACCUUGCCGAACUUGCGGGGCCAGAGGCUACUCAGAUAAAGAAAGUAUUUAGUUUGCUGCUGCGGGAAAAAACACCCACCGAUCCCAAAGAUUUAUGGUUACUAAAAAAAUAUGGUGAUUCGGCCAGGGCUUCUGAUGGUAUGCUGCAACAGCUUCAUAAUAUACGAUUGAGUCGGUGCAGUACUGCCUACCAAAGGAUCUUAACCGAAGCGGAGUUCGGGGGACUUAAAGAAAAGAUGGGCUCCAGACUGAAACGCGCUCUACGGUCUCAAACCUCUCUAAUAGAAGUUAGUUCAGCUGAUGAAAUAGAUGAGUUAGUGUUUGACAAGGAUUACAAUUUAGAAGCAAUGCUUAAACGUUGGCAAAAGUUCUUCGAUGAGCAGGUCAAAACUCCUUUUCAACUGGAACUUGAAAAGAAACGUAAAAUUAAAGAAAAAUUGGAACAUCAAAAGAGUCGGCGAUCCCAAACUCGGGAAAGAUCUCGUUUUCGCAGCAAAAGUCCAAAGCGUUUUGACCUGGAGAGGCAUUACAGUCAACCGCGUUUAACGGCCCGCCAACAAAAAGUUGAAAAGCGCAUUACACAGUCCCUUCACUCUCUCAAGUCAUUUAAAAAUAAUUCAAUGUGCUCCAUUUGCGGUUUGGGUCGUUGUAGUUCCAAUAUCAGUCAAGCCAAAUAGCACCUAUGUUCCAAAAUAUUUAUAAAAUUGAGUAAGAAAUACUAUUUAAAUUUGUAUGUGCAAAACAAAAAAUAAAAAGUGAAUUGUUUACGUU